Brassica rapa (field mustard) is the source of this 2037-nucleotide messenger RNA. Its product is annotated as pentatricopeptide repeat-containing protein At1g14470. The record is from RefSeq and is a predicted model, not a curated record. Gene Ontology annotation, molecular function: protein binding; RNA binding. Gene Ontology annotation, biological process: RNA modification. NCBI's taxonomy places the organism in Eukaryota, Viridiplantae, Streptophyta, Magnoliopsida, Brassicales, Brassicaceae.
AAAAAAAACUUCUCCCCUCAAUUUGAACCGAAGAGAGAAGACAGCGGGAAACUAUAUAUAUAUGUCUCGAGAGAUCACUUCAUCUCUUGCCGCCAUAUCUUCACAAGCUCUAACACUCACUCAACUAAACCAAUUCCAUGGUCAGUUCGUCAUCUCCAACUCCCUCCAUCGACAAAGCUACUGGGCCUCGCGUCUCAUCGCCUCCUGCACGCGCCGCCGAGCGCCGUCUCACUACGCGCGGCUCGUUUUACGUUCAGUGGCGUUCCCCAACGUCGUAGUCUUCAAUUCGGUGUUUAGAUACUUUUAGCUGGUGGGUAUGGCGAACGAUGAUCUUCGUCUCUACCAUCAAAGGUGGAUGAUGGAUAUGUAUGGGAAGUAUGAGUCAGUGGGAAGUGCACGCAAGGUGUUCGAUGAAUUUACUCAGAGAAAGGUUUCUUAUUGGAAUGUGAUGGUUUCUGGGUAUUGGAGGUGUGGGAAUAAGGAGGAAGCUUGUAAGCUUUUUGAUAUGAUGCCUGAGAGUUAAACAGAUGUGGUUUCUUGGACGGUGAUGAUUACUGGUUUCGCAAAGCUCAAGGAUUUGGAAAGAGCAAGGUAGUGUUUUGAUCGGAUGGGUGAGAAGAGCGUUGUGAGUUGGUUGAAGGCGAUGCUUUCAGGUUAUGCACAUGAUGGGUUUACAGAGGAAGCUCUGAGGCUGUUUAACGAUAUGUUGAGACUUGGAGUUAGGCCAAAUGAGACCACAUGGGUCACUGUUAUAUCCGCGUGUUCUUUCCUUCCUCAUUCACUGGUGAAACUGAUUGGUGAUAAGAGAGUCUGUUUGAAUUGCUAUGUGAAGAGGGCGUUGCUUGAUAUGCAUGCUAAGUGCAAAGAUAUUCUAUCUGCUAGGAGAACUUUCAACGAGCUAGGCGCUCAGAGGAAUCUUGUCACUUGGAACGCUAUGAUUUCGGGACAUACCAGAAUGGGAGAUUUGAGUUCGGCUAUGCAGCUUUUUGAUGCAAUGCCUGAGCGGAGUGUUGUUUCUUGGAACUCGAUGAUUGCUGGUUUUGCUCAUAACGGACAGCCUGCACUGUGAGAGUUUUUCAAAGAGAUGAUUGACUCUGGAGAUUCCAAACUGGAUGAAGUGAAGGUUACUGCUCUCUCGGCUUGUGGACAUGUGGGGGAUAUGAAAUUAGGUGAUUGGAUUGUGGAUUACACUGCUAAGAACCAGAUCAAGCUAAGCAUUUCGGGAUACAGGUCUUUGAUCUUCAUGCACGCAAGGUGUGGAAACUUGAGGGAAGCAGAACGGGUCUUGGAAGAAAUGAAUGAAUGAGAUAUUGUCUCUUAUAAUACGUUAAUCUCAGCCUUUUCAGCUAAUGGAGAAAGAGCUGAAACGCUGAAUUUAUUCUCAAAGAUGAAAGAAGAAGGCAUAGAGCCAGACCGUGUGACUUAGACUGAUGUCUUGACUGCUUGCAGCCGUUCAGGAUUACUGGGUCAGAAAAUAUUCAAAUUAAUAAGAAAUCCAUCGGCGGAUUUACUGGGGUGAGUUGGCAAGCAUAGUGAGACAAACAGAGUAAUUGAGAGAAUCCCCAUGAAUGGGACUUUCAGGAGUAUUUUCAUAGGCCUAAUAAGAAGGCAGCGGCAUCACAUCCCAGGCUGAGCAUUUGCCACUUUGCUGAAACAAAGAAACACUUUGUGAAGGCAAAGAUAACCUCCUUUUUUUACUUUCAAUAUCUCUUUGGUCAUUCUAUAUGGGUCUUCAUAAUGACUUCAAUUCCGAGGACGUAACAAAUCAGCUGUGUCUUGCUUGGAGAUGUGUGUACUGGUUGAUCCAAGCUACUGCGUAUUCUCGGGUAUAUCCUUCUCUUGUUCUUGAAAUGCUUGCUAAGUACAUAGAUAUUCUAUCUGCUAGGAGAAUUUAGAACGAGUUGGAUCCGCAGAGUAAUCUUGUUUUCUGGAAUGCAAUCAUUUCUGGAUAUAUAAAACUUGGUGUGUUUCAUGUUUUAUGAGGCUUUCGGAGUUAAAAGUUGCGAAUGGUUAGUGAAUAAGUUUAAUGCCAUGUCA